Molecule: messenger RNA, 438 nt
Organism: Marmota flaviventris (yellow-bellied marmot)
Lineage: Eukaryota; Metazoa; Chordata; Mammalia; Rodentia; Sciuridae
Gene: Tmem210
Product: transmembrane protein 210
Source: RefSeq, a predicted model, not a curated record
AUGGCCCCCUGUCCCCAACCUGACUGCUGCCUGGCUGGCAGCCCCCUGGGCCUGAUAUGUCUGUCCCUUUUGCUCAUCCCUGCUGCAGCUGGAACCUACUGUGACUGCAGCCUGGGCCUCAGCCGCGAGGCCCUCAUCGCUCUCAUUGUGGUGCUGGCAGGAGUCAGCGCUAGCUGCUUCUGCGCCCUCAUGGUUGUGGCACUUGGAGUCCUUCGAGCCAAGGGUGAACCAAGCACCAGACAUGUGGACAACAGGUUGGUGGGGCACUUCGGGGUCCAGGAAGAUCGCAUGGACCUGCAUGCAGUGCACGUGGAGUCCCACCUUAUGGACCCUGAACUGGAGGUUUCCAUGAUGCCAUCACUGGAGGACCAUGGCCUCAUGACCAUCCCCAUGGAGGCUACUCUAGAGGAGCCGCCCCCACCCCCACCCCCUGAAUAG